CGACAGUGUCGAUUCUGUUUACAGAAAGAGCGCGAAUAAACGAGUUGGUAAAUCCAAUUUACCCUUACUUUAAAUAAAUUUUUAUUCAAUACUAUCAUUUUAAUCACAACCAUGAAGACUGAGGCUUCGAAAAGAGUUGUAGUGAAAGUGGAAUCACAGAGUCAACAGGAAAUAAGUAGGAGUAUCAGAAAAACUAAGGUGCUCAAAGACGUAACAUCCGACAAGGAAAACGUGGUGAAAUCGACUACCUUUAAAGAAGCAAAAUUGGCAUCUGAACGGGAAAAGGCCGAGGCCAAAAAGAGAUCGUACGUGGACAAGGCAGUGCAAACGUUCGAAGAUUACACUGUCACAGAGGAAGAUUUAACCUCAGAAGAUGCUCCAAGCGAAGGUUAUUGGAGAAAAUUGGCUGAAAAACGGGGUGAAGCCCUAAACGAAAGUCUGCACGAAAAUGAAAAGCUCAAGGAGAACGUUGAAGCACUGCAAGAAGAAAAUAAAGUUUGCAAGGAGAUGCUGGACGAAUCCAGGAACUUAGUCGAAGUAUUACAAGAGUUGUUAAAUGAGAGUCAAGCUGAUGAUGAAGAUGAAGAAGUAGCAUCAGAAUAAGUUACCUGCUUAGUUUUUUUAAUUCUAUAAAAGUCCACAUCACUUUUAUAACACAAUAGUUUAAGUUUGAUUAUAAGGAGUAUUAAAAUACCAAAUGACUGUAAUAUUUUUAUCACAAUAAAGUUUUUGAUU
Messenger RNA from Brassicogethes aeneus, 735 nucleotides. The record is from the annotation of a GenBank genome assembly. Lineage: Eukaryota; Metazoa; Arthropoda; Insecta; Coleoptera; Nitidulidae.